AUGGAGAUGCUAAGAACAGGAGAGUGGGCGACCUACAAGAAGUAUCUGGAUAGACAGAGAAAGAUGAGCCCUUGGCAAUUCCAGAGUUUGCCGCAAAAUGUCAACGACUUUGCCGAUUUCGAAUACCUUGGAAAUAUCACCAUUGGUACACCAGAUCAAAGUUUUAUUGUAGUCUUGGACACUGGAUCAGCAAAUCUGUGGAUUCCAGGACCCUCUUGCAAAGCCAACUGCGACUCAAAGCACAAAUUCGAUUCUUCGAAAUCAUCUACAUUUGAUAAAAAUGGUCAGUCUUGGACCAUUCAGUAUGGUUCGGGGGCAGCAGCAGGGAUCCUUGGGCAAGAUACUGUCAAAAUCGGUGCUACUGGAGAGAGCCAACUGAGCAUUCCAAAGACUACAUUUGGGAUUGCCAACCAGAUAUCCCCAGAUUUCAAAAGCGACGCCACUGAUGGAAUAUUCGGAUUAGCAUUCACCACGCUGGCAGUCGAUGGAGUGGUACCUCCACUGAUCAACGCAAUCAAACAAGGAGUUCUGGAUCAGCCCCUCUUCAGUGUUUUCCUAGAACAUCGUGGUACUUUGACAAAUGUUGGAGGUGGAGUAUUCACUUAUGGAGCAGUGGAUACAACGAAUUGUGGUCCAGUGAUAGGCUAUCAGCCAUUGUCAUCGGCCACGUAUUUUCAGUUCAAAGCGAAUAGAUUCAGGUUAGGGAAGUAUUUGAAUGCAAAGGUGGUUGAUGUGAUUUCGGAUACCGGAACUUCGUUUUUGGGAGGACCUAGUGUUGUUAUUGAUGAAAUGGCGAAGCAGGCAGGAGCCACAUAUGACAUUCUUGGAGAAGCUUACAUCAUCGACUGCGAUGCCACUCCUGGACCCCUCGGAGUCACCAUCGGAGGCCACGACUAUCAAAUUCAACACUACAACUAUAUCGCAGACGUUGGAGAUGGCACAUGUGUUCUGACACUUUUCCCAAUGGAUUUCGGUGGAUUCGGACCCACUUGGAUCCUUGGCGACCCUUUCAUCCGGCAGUACUGUAAUAUCUAUGACUUGGGAAAUCUUCGAAUGGGAUUUGCGCCGUCUUUGCAGCCAGCACCGACGACGUCUUCAAAAUUGGGGUCAUAG
This is a messenger RNA of Caenorhabditis briggsae, 1113 nucleotides long. Bases 1 to 1113 code for a protein of 370 amino acids. The transcript has 5 exons. Gene Ontology annotation, cellular component: lysosome. The record is from RefSeq and is a predicted model, not a curated record. Lineage: Eukaryota; Metazoa; Nematoda; Chromadorea; Rhabditida; Rhabditidae. Gene Ontology annotation, molecular function: aspartic-type endopeptidase activity. Gene Ontology annotation, biological process: cell death; proteolysis.